AUGGAGAACUUCCAGUACAGCGUCCACCUCAGUGAGCAGGAAUGGGCUGAGUUCUCUGCCACGGCCGCCGAGUGUGACCUCUUGCAGGCCAGCCUGGCCUCCGGGGAUGACACUGACCCAGGGGACAGCAGCGGCAGCAGCCCCCCCGGGCCCCUGUCCCAUCCCAAGGGACAAUCUGCUCCGGCAGGAAGGAGGGGCCAGGCUGGCUUCGAGGAAGAGGACAAGGCGGUCACCCGGCAGCUGGUCAGCAGGUCUUGGCAUGAGUCUGGCCCGGCCCUCGGGGCCAGUCAGCAGACACCGGGCACGUCCACAGGCUCAGAAGUCUGGCCGUCCCUCGACUCCGGCCAGAGCUCAUCCUUCCCCCGGCCUCCUGGAGUCGAGAUGCAGCGGCUCCUGCAGGGGCCAGCCCCCCGGGACCCUGUCCCCAGCGCCGCCGAAGAGGCUUCUCAAAGUCUGGAGGCCCCCGCCCGCAACGCUGCCCCUAUUGUGGCCCCCAGUAGCCCCGGAGCCACGACCCGCAGCCCCAGCAGGAAGAAACGGCGCUCUGCGGGUGCCAAGGCCGGGGGACGCUCUGGCACCCUGGGCCCCACUCCAGUCCAGGGGGCUGAUGCCGGCCCUGGGGGUCCGGGGCCCCAGGGUGAAAAACCCUUGGCUGUGGCUGCAACACGGACCCCAGGGACUAGGCAGGAAGACUCUCGUGGAUCCGAGCAGGCGGCUUUGGAUCCGCCUGCCUCUGCCUCUGCCUCUCCCACCAAGCAAGGUCAAGACUUGCUCACGAUGACCUCUGUGGCUGAGCCUUGCACUGGGUCCUUGCUGGGCCAGGGCGGUUGCCCUGACAGCUUGGGGAAUAAGUCAGACCGGCCUCUGUCUACACCCGCUUCCAAGAUUCAACCCGACACACCUCUGUCUGCACCCGUCUCUAAGCCUCAGCCUGGUUCUCCUCUGUCUACCCCGGCUUCCAAGCCUCAGCCUGACUCUCCUUUGUCUGCACCUGCCCCCAAGCCUCAGUCAGACUCACCUCUGUCUACAUCCACCUCCAAGAUUCAAUCCAACACGCCUCUGUCUACACUCGCCUCCAAGCCUCAGCCCAAUUCUCCUUUGUCUACACCCGCCUCCAAGCCUCCAUCGGACUCGCCUCUGUGUACACCUGCAUCCAAACCUCAGUCCAACUCGCCUCUGUCUACGCCCGCCUCCAAGCCUCAGCCUGACUCUCCUUUAUCUGCACCUGCCCCCAAGCCUCAGUCGGACUCUCCUCUGCCUACAUCCACCUCCAAGGUACGACCCAACACGCCUCUGUCUACACCCGCCUCCAAGCCUCAUCCUGAUUUUCUUUUGCCUCAUCCUGAUUUUCUUUUGUCUGCACCUGCCUCCAAGCCUCCGUCGGACUCGCCUCUGUGUACACCGGCAUCUAAACCUCAGUCCAACUCGCCUUUGUCUACACCCGCCUCCAAGAUUCAACCCGACACGCCUCUGUCUAUGCCCGCCUCCAAGCCUCAGUCCAACUCUCCUUUGUCUAUGCCUGCGAUCAAGCCUCAGUCCAACAUGCCUCUGUCUACACGUGCCUCUGCAUCUCAGAGUGACACGCUUCUGUCUAUCCCUGCUUCCAAACCUCAGCCCAGUAAUCCUCCGUCUACUCCCACCUCCAAGAUUCAGGCCGAAGUGCCUCUGUGGACACCUGUCUCCAAGCCUCAGCCUGACACACCUCUGUCUACACCCACCCCCAAGCCCAGACUGGAUCCAGACCUGUGCUCGCUCAGCCCAGCAGGCCAGCCAGAGCUGGGCUCAGCCCCAGUGGAGACGGCGCAGUCCUCCGAGAGCUUGCCCCCACCUGGCCCCACUGCCCCGUCCGGACAGGCUGCUCUGGGUCCGGGGCCUGUGCCCACGCAGGAGCCAGGCCCAAGUCCUGUGGUGGCUCCAGGGUGGUCCCGAGAAGAGCCCACAGGAGGACAAUCAGCAGGCAGCCCCGGGCACCCCCCAGUGGGUACCUCAGCUGGCUCUGCCCAAGUCUCCAAGAGGAAGAAAGUGCGAUUUUCCAUGCCGACCCCCUGCCCUGAGGAGCCAGGGUCAGCAGGGGGCCCAGCAGCCCCCUCUCCUGCCUCAGUCUGGCCCUCAGCCCCCAGGACAGCGGUGGGGGCGGGCCCUGGAGCCUGGGACGCGGUGGCAGUUGGGUCUCGGCCCCCCCAGCCCCGGAUCCUUAAGCACCUGCCCCCCCCUGCCCCCUUUGCCACCGCGAGCUACGGGUCUCGGAGCUCCUUUGUGGUGACCCUCCCUGAGGCCUACGAGUUCUUCUUCUGUGACACCAUUGAGGAGGAGGACGAAGAGGCCGAGGAGGCCGCGGAGGCCCCAACUGAAGUCCAGUGGCCGGAUGUGUGUGAAUUCUUCUUCAGGGACAGCCGUGCCCAGAGGCCAGGGCACAGGGCAGGUGUCCAGGGCUCAGGCCCCGAGAAGCAGCAGGAGCCCAUCACCAUUCCGGAAGCCUACGAGCACUUCCUUGGAGACGGUCAGACAAGCGUGUUGGAGCCGGCUGUCCUUCAGCUGCAGGCCAGGGUCCAAGAGCCGCCCCCCCAGGUUCUGGCCCAGGAAGCGGGGCUGAAUGCCCCCCGGGAUCAACUGCAACUGGCGCUCAGGCAAGCAGGAGAGCCCUGGAGUCCCCUCACUCCGUUCACCGUCAGCCAGAAAGAUAUGUGUCUGGUGUUUGUCGCCUUCGCCUCCUGGGCUGUGAGGACGUCAGAUCUGCACACCCCGGAUGCCUGGAAAACAGUCCUGCUGGCCAACCUCGGCACCAUCUCGGCCAUCCGCUACUUCCGGCGGCAGGUGAGUCGGGGCCGCCGCAGCCCCCCCGGCAGCCGGAGUCCCAGCCCCAGCUCCUAG
Messenger RNA from Suncus etruscus (white-toothed pygmy shrew), 2871 nucleotides. RefSeq names its product PPARGC1 and ESRR induced regulator, muscle 1 (gene PERM1). Gene Ontology annotation, biological process: regulation of DNA-templated transcription; response to muscle activity. The transcript is spliced from 3 exons. Bases 1 to 2871 code for a protein of 956 amino acids. Gene Ontology annotation, cellular component: nucleus; cytoplasm. The record is from RefSeq and is a predicted model, not a curated record. NCBI's taxonomy places the organism in Eukaryota, Metazoa, Chordata, Mammalia, Eulipotyphla, Soricidae.